Molecule: messenger RNA, 7477 nt
Organism: Drosophila biarmipes
Lineage: Eukaryota; Metazoa; Arthropoda; Insecta; Diptera; Drosophilidae
Gene: spri
Product: protein sprint
Exons: 12
Coding region: 857-7189 (2110 amino acids)
Biological process (GO): signal transduction; vesicle-mediated transport
Cellular component (GO): cytosol; endocytic vesicle
Molecular function (GO): guanyl-nucleotide exchange factor activity; small GTPase binding
Source: RefSeq, a predicted model, not a curated record
CGGCCACAGACAGUCGGUUGGUAUCGGUGGUUUCGGUGGUUCCGUCGCUCUCGGUGGGUCCGGUGGAUCGUCGCGUUCGCAGCGCCAAAGGAGGAGAGAAGAAAGACCGUAGUACCGCACAAUACCGGGGCUCCAGGUCCGAAGAGCCGGAGUUUCGUCGCUAGACAAUCGCGAGAAUCGCUGCAGCUAGAAGGAAAAUAAAUUAUGUGUCGCACCAGAUCGCUGCGUGUCGCGCUCAAUUAAAUACACAUAUUUUUUUCACUUCCCCCUGGUCUUAGUUUAUUUUCUGUUUUUUUUUUUUCCGCCCCCUCCCCCCUUUGCACCGCAUCGCUGUUAUUUAUAUUUAAUUGUUUAAUAACAACAGCAGCAGCAACAGCAAAGUAAAGUGCGAAAAGUGAAGUGGAGUUUGCCGCCGACGACGAGUGAGUGCGAGUGAUCGCGAGUGCGCACAAAAAAAUUGGAGCAGGUUCCAGAGAUCCCGAGAUCCCAUCUAGAGUUCUGGACUUCCAGUGCUUCGAUCUGGGUGGCGUUGGCGUUCCCCUGGUAAAGGAGCACGUACAACUGCCGGUCCCUGCUCGCGGAUCAGGGUCCACCACCUGUCGUUAAUUAAAUGUCAACAAAUCCGCGAGGAGCGGAGCAGGAAGAUCCAGCCGAAGAGUCCGCGGAGCCAAAUGAAUUGGAUUCCAAACUGGAGACGGAGUAUCCAGUAUUUAACCCAAACGAAAUUGUGCAAAAUGUUUGCCCGUCCGUCGGAUAAAUCAUAAGAAGCAAGAAUCAUCAGAACAAGACCGAAGAAUCGACAAGGAGAAGGAGAUAUCUGGAUAAAAAGAAAGAAAUCUCAACGAAAUCAAGGAAAAUGGUUAAUGCGGUGAUGGAUGCCAUAGCGCUGCUCAGCUCGCUGGCCAGCGAUCUGGACAUAAUGCUAAACGAUCUUCGUUCGGCGCCGAGUCAUGCAGCAACGGCAACAGCAACGCCAACAGCAACAACAGCAGCAGCAACAGCAACACACCAGCAGCAACACCAACUGCCACAUCAGCAACAGCAUCUCCAUAAUCAGCAUCAAAUGCAAUCAAGGCAAUUGCAGGCCCAUCAUUGGCAGGGCAUUAGCAACAACAAGCACAACAACAUCAGUAACAACAACAAUAACAAUAAUAUUGUUAAUAACAAUAACAAUAAUCUGCCACACCCACCCUGCCUGAUCGACAUCAAGCUGAAGUCAAGCCGAGCGGCAGCAACCACUGCCACAACAGCCGCCGCCAAUCAGCUGCAACAACAUCAGCAACAGCGACGUCGUGUGGCCCCCAAGCCCUUGCCACGCCCCCCGCGACGCGGCCGCCCUUCGGGGCAGAAGGAGGCGGGGCCGGCGGAGGAGGAGGACGGCGACACGGAUGCCAGCGACCUGGCCAACAUGACGUCACCGCUGAGCGCCACGGCAGCGGCCACUCGGAUCACCGGCCUCUCGCCGGAGGUGAAGAAGGUCCAGCGGCUGCCGCUGUGGAACGCCCGCCACGGCGGAAACGGAAGCACCACCCACACCCACAGCCACGCCCACCCCACGAACGCCUCCGUGCAACGCCGCCUGCCAGUCCAGAGCCACCAGCAGCGAGUUCUGACCCACCGGGUGCACCAUCUUCGAAGUCAGCAUGGUGCAAACUGUGAAAAUGCCAUCGAAGCUACGGAAAAUAGUGCAAGAAGUUGCAUUCUAAACAAUACCAGAACGAAACUCUUUUCAACAGUCAACGAACUUGUGGUCGCCCACAGCAGAGCGAAAGAGACGGUGGCGGCGGUGCGAGAAAGAGACAGAGUCUCUUCUCCCCUCGGAAAAAUUUGCAUAGAGAAACACGACACAGAAAGCAGCAACAUCAGGAUGUCGCACGAAACAGCAGUUCCAGGAGGAGUAGGAGGAGGAGCAGCCGUGUCCUGUGUGGACAACUCGUCGUCGAAGGUGGAGGUCAUCGUGUACACCACCAAGUCGGACAAGACGCUAAAACAGAAUAUGAAUGCCAAGGAUGAUACGCUAAGGAAGCGUACUUCCCUGAUCAUAGUGCCACAGCAGGUGGUCGAUGUGGACGUGGAUUUGGAGACCAAGGUGGACCAGACAAAGGCCAGGGAGAAUGGGAAUGGCAACUCCACGAAUCGCAACUCCACGGCCAGCAUGGAUAGCUGUGUCUCGAACACCACCAGUCAGAGCAACCAGUCGUCGAGCGGAAGCCACAGUGGCUCCUCCUCGACGACCAGCAGUGGCAGUAGCAGUGGCUCCGAGGAUGCCCAUGCCGCCUACCAGGAUCUACAGAACGGCAAUGCUGGCCAGGAUCACCUGGACCAUCAUUCACCAUCGCCGGUGCCCAGGUGCCAUUCAUCCAGCUCGUCAUCCUCCGUCUCGGAGUCCACCUCGUGCUCCAGUUCGGCGGACUACUCGCUGCGGGAGCAGCUCAAGAACUUUGCCAAUAGAAAUGUGGAGGAUCCCAAGAUCCUGAGAUCCUCAGCAGGAUCAGGGGUCACAGAUCCCACGGUUCGCCUGCUCAAGGGCAUGAGUCUGCCGGUCGGCGAUCAGCAGUCGCCGGUGAGCCCUGCCCUCUGCGAUUCCCUGCUCAGUCCCCAGGAGGUUCCCCUGGGCCGCCGCUACGCCGAGGUGUCUCAGUUCAAAGGUCACCCCAAGGCCAGGACAAGUGAGCCACUUCCCGCUGCCGGAGCCACGCCCUCCUCCUUGGAGGCGACCUCUGUGGAUGCCGGCAACAAUAUCAACAACAAUCACAAUGGGCAGCAGUCACAAAAAUCUCAGCAACAGGCGAGUCUCAGCGCCAUCAGCAGCAAGCUGAAUAACCUGGCGCAGUCCAAUCUGAACAACAAUAAUACGAGCAGUCAGCCAGGAUCGAUGACAUCGGCCUCGACUCACAAUCAGAAUCUAAAACAGAACCAAAAUCAAAACCAGAACGCAGACAGCCGCCGGAGUAGCAGCCUGGAUGCGGAUGGGGAUGUGGAUGAUGUCGUGGAUGCGGUCCAUGGCGGCGCCUUCGAGGAUGACAUGCAGGCCCUGUUGCCCAAGUGUUCGCGACGCUCCAGGGAUGAGCUCAGUCAGUCGCGCACAUCCCUGGUGUCCAGUUCGGAGGGCGGCAUCCUGGCCGAGGGCGAGACGUCCAGCGAGGACGACGAGGAGGAGCCCGUGGAGGCGGAGGACGAGGACGAGGGCGAGGAGAGCAGCCGCGACUCCAGCGACAAUUCGCCGCCCUGCGACCUGGGGCUCAUGGAGCGCCUCCUGGUCACCCAUCCGAUGUGGUUCCUGCCCGGCAUCCAGCGAUCCGGGGCCGUGCAUCUGCUCCAGGGCAAGGAGGAGGGGACCUUCAUAGUACGCGGUUCCAGCCAACCGAAUACGAUGGCUGUUUCGGUGAGACUGCCCCAGGACACGGGACCCUAUAUCGAGCACUAUCUCAUCCAGUCGCACGACAAUGUCUUGAGUUUGGAGAGCUCGCGGUUCACGUUCGGUUCGAUACCCUCGCUGAUUGCCCACUAUGCCCAGUGUUGCGAUGAGCUCCCGGUGCAGCUGAUGUUGCCUCGUGUCUUGCGCGAGGCAAACAACCGGAAGAAGCUGAGCUCCCUGGCCCUGCUGGGUCAGGAGUUCUGGAGCUAUGCCAGCAGUCCGGCCCUCUUGGGUCCGCCCACGCCAACGGUGGCCCCAGCGAGGGAACAGCAGCACCUGCUGGACGCCAAAUCACCGCUCUCGCUGACCGAAACCAGUGGCCUUGGAACGGCCACCUUCUUCAGCGAUGCCCUGGCCAAGCCACCGCCCACAGGCGCCCCACCCAUUCCGGGCAGCAGUCUUUUCAGCCCGACGGGAAGUGGCCAAUUGCUUGGCUUCUUCAGCCAGGCGGGAACUCCCUCGGACACCACGAACUCGAGCCUCAGCUCCUUCACCACCAGCGGAGGUCAGCACCUGCAGCUCCUGAGUCCGAAUUCGGUGGAUUCGGUGAUACUAACCAUGUCGCCGGUGGACAAUUCAGGGCAUUAUAUGCCCGGCUCGGCGGCGGCUCCUCUGGCACCCAUGCCCCUGUGCCCUUCACUGGUGGACCAACAGCAGCUGAGCACCUUUAAGGUGGCCCAAACGGCACCGGAAGUGGCGGAUCAAGUGCGUCCACAGCGACCGAAGCCGCCGAACACAUUGAAUCUCAAGCCGCCGGCACCACCACUCCGCUGGUCAAAGCCACAUUCGCCGGAUCAGAAUGGCAGUGGCAAUGGAAACUUUACGGUGACCACCACGGUCACAUUUUCGAUGGAGAAUGGUGGUGCGAGUGGUGCGGCGGCGGCAAAUGGUAAUGGAAAAUUCGUGGAGGUCACCACGCCGGCGUCCAGCAAUCCCUUCAACGCGCUGCUCAACGGGCAGGCCAGCACUUUCCAGACCUUCGCCAAGCGAUUGUCGCCGGAGGGCGAGUGCAAGGACACGCUGUCCUCGCAGGGAUCCUCCUCGAAUGAUGGCCGCUGGCCACCGACGGCCCGGAAGCUCCUCACCACCUCGCCCAUGACACCGCUCACGCCCAGCGGCGGCGGCAGCAGCAGCAGCGGCGGCAAAUCCCGGAAGUCGCGAGCCGGCAAGGAGUCGCAGCACUACAAGGAGUCGGACAUCCUCGAGAGCCCGCCGCUGCAGUACUGCGCCAGUGCGCUGAGCGACAAGAUCAGCGACUACGAGGAUGUCUGGUCGCACGAUCCCAGCGACAGGGCCAGCCUGCUGACCAGUUUCCGCCCGGCACUGGACUCGGUGGGCGGGGUGAUGAACCGGCGACCCGAUCUGCUGGCCGAGACUCCGAGCACUCCCACACCCACACAGCAGACGCACCUGACGCCCUGCGAGGAGGAAACAACAUCCACUGCCACGCCCAACGAAUCCUCGAGCCAAUCCCUGCUGCAGUUCUCCGGCGAUGUUCCAGCCCGCUCUCGAGCAGGACUGCUGCUGCCCAAUCUGGCAGGUCAGGCUCCACCAUCCGCCAUGACUCAAUCUAUGACGGCGGGUGGCGAGGACGACGGCGGCGAUACAACGCCCACGGCAGAGGGCCAAACUCUCGCUGGCAGUCGCAGCAAGCAGGGCAGUCCCUUCUAUGCGGAACCAGCGGAUGCACUGCGUCAGGCAGGCCUGACCAGUGCGGCCACCGCCAUUCUGCGGCGCCAGCAUCGCAGCCAAGGGCUGCUCGCCAGCCAGAGACACUCGGAACCACUGAAAGCGGGCUUCAUAGGAUCGGGCAAUGGGGCCCUGCUGCAGCCCAGCGAGCUGGAGAAGAUGGCCGGCAGCCUGGACGAGCUGAAGCCCAAGCCGAAGGUUUCCCAGCAGCAGCAGCAGCAACAGCAUUCGCAACAGCAACAGCCCACCAAGCGGGCUCGCAAUCUCAUCGAUCACUGGCAAUUGGACAGCAGCUGGGAGUUUAUGGCCAAGCAGGAUCAGGGUAGCCAUGCUGGCGGGGAUUACGAUGCGGCGGCCAUCGAUUGGCAGGAAAAGGAGAACUCGCUGGGCAAGAAGCGAACGCUGACCAUCCACCAGAUCAUGGCCAAUCGAUUGCCCGACCUCAAUCUGUUGGAGCUGGUGCGGUGCUCCACGCCGACGCAAACGGCUGCACUGCAGCCGCAUGUCCAGGGCCAGGAUAAGGUUGGACUCGGCUGCCGGCUCUCCUCCUACGACAAUGUCUUCUGCCAGAACUCUUUCGGCGGCAUCGAUUCGGCCCAGUCGGACGAUGGCACCAUCUUCUCGGAGCCCUGGGACUCGUCCCAGUGGGACUCCUUCCUGCCCCACGAUGACGCCACCAUCAACUCGGACACCAUCCAUCUGUCCAAGUGCCGACCCGCUCUCUCCGAGGACGACACGAUCAUCGAGGAACUACAAAGCACCAAAGACGGCAGCACAGGCAGCUGCAACCAGGACACACUGAAGGCCAAUAGGAAUGGUGCUGGACACCAGAAGCUCAGCAAUGGCGGCAAUGGCAAGGCCAACAGUCGACCCAAAGUGGCCACAAUUCUGCGGAACCCCAGCAUGCGGGAUCGUGAAGUCUUAUGUCACCCCCGCAACAAGAUGAGCAUCCAGAGCAGCGGCCCCGGCGACUCGCUGCGGGCCUACACCCUGCAGCUGGCCCAGGAUCCCAGCUCCACGUUUGCCCGCAACAUCGAGAACUUCAUCUGCUGCACCAAGGAGUCCCGCGAGGCGGCCCCCCAGGUGGUGAUGCGCAACAUGCGCCAGUUCAUGAGCGGCAUGAAGAACUAUCUGGUGAAGCAUGGCGAGGGCAAGUUCCAUGCCGAACUGGAGACGGCCAGGGCGCGCCUGAAGUCCGACGAGUUCCUCAAUCUGGACGCCAUGCUGGAGACUGUGAUGCACCAGCUGGUGGUGCUGCCGCUGCGCGAGCACCUGUACGGCAUCUUUGUGGAUCACUAUCAGCGCAGCGAGGAUAUCCAAUUGCUGGCGCAGAAUGUGCGCUAUGCCUGCGAACGGGAGGCCGCCGACUUUGGGAUCAGGCCAACGGUCACACCGCCAUCGCAGGCCGCCCUGCGGCUGAUUGCCAAUCUGCUGUGGCGCCUGCAGGAGGCCGAGCUGCCGCUGGACAAGCUGGAGCUCUUCCUGUGCGUCAUCUCGACGGUGUUCGAUGCCACUGGGUGUCCGCGUGGCCAGCAGCUGGGCGCCGACGACUUCCUGCCCGUGCUCGUCUAUGUGGUGGCCAAGUGUGGGUUCGUUGGCGCCGAGAUCGAGGCGGAGUUCAUGUGGGGCCUGCUGCAGCCGACACUGCUCAACGGGGAGCCGGGCUACUACCUGACCGCCCUCUGCAGCGCCGUCCAGGUGCUGAAGACCUUCAUGGCCUCCGAGGGGGAGAGCGGCAGCGGAUCCCUGGACUGGCGCUCCAGCUGCCUGCCCGCCUGCUCCAGUGUGCUGCGCGUGAUCAUCCCCGACGAGUGCAACGGAUCCCUGCAGACGCGGACCCUGCCAGUGCGACCGCACACGACCACCCGCGAGGUGUGCCGCAUCAUUGCGCACAAGGCGCGGAUCACGAAUCCGCAGGACUACGCCCUCUUCAAGCUGGUCGACGGCGAGGAGACGCUGCUGACGGACGCCGAGUGCCCGCAGGACGCCCGACUGGCGGCCAAGGGGAAACACUGCAUGCUGGCCUACAAGAGGAUCGAUGCCAAGAUCGCCUGGCCGACCGCCCAGCUGGCCGGGCACUGAUGCAGCUGCCCAGGGGUUAGGCCCCGACCUACACACCUACGACAUACCGCCCCGCCCGCCCUGCCCUUCUUGCUCACUAACCAAGCAUAUUUGAUUAAUAAUUUAUUAUUAUUACAUUAAAAUAUACUUAGUAGCCUGUAAGUAAAGCUAAUUAAUGCUAAUUAGAAAACAUCUAAUGUGUACUAAACAUCAGUAUUGAGUUAAGUGUGUUUUUUUUCCUGACCCCGAUAUGCUCGGGUCAAACCCCCCCUUUUUUUUUGGCUAAUAAAAUGUACUAUGCGAAUAAUA